This is a messenger RNA of Coccidioides posadasii C735 delta SOWgp, 3376 nucleotides long. RefSeq lists its product as uncharacterized. Gene Ontology annotation, biological process: deadenylation-dependent decapping of nuclear-transcribed mRNA; P-body assembly. Gene Ontology annotation, molecular function: RNA binding. The record is from RefSeq and is a predicted model, not a curated record. Gene Ontology annotation, cellular component: P-body. Lineage: Eukaryota; Fungi; Ascomycota; Eurotiomycetes; Onygenales; Onygenaceae.
AUCAUUAUACAUUCGAACUCGCAGCAUCGCAUUCACCUUCACUUCCCCCCUCCGCACUCCUUUCUCACCCUCGGUUCGCACACCGCAGCUGUCAUGUCGUUCUUUGGCUUUGAUACCACGCUUCCUAACGAUCGUCCUCCCGCACGGGAGUCGAGGGGUAUUUUUGAGGCCCCCGAUCCUUUCUCCGAAGUUGCUCGUGCCACAGCGCAUGGAUUCAACGAUGGCGAUGACGCAAUUGACUUUGAGGACACCUACGACGGGUUGGGAGACCGGCUCGACGAUGCCCAAGAUGCCUUUAACGAAGACACUUUCGGAGAGGCGGCGGGAAAUGAGGAUAAACCUGUGGGGAAAGACUUUGACUUCUUCGGCCAAACGGCUCAGAUGACCAACAUUUUGGGUGAAGAGCAAGUGCUUUACAACCUGAAGCACCAAAACGAACAACCCCAAGCCUCCGUUUCGCCCGAUGCAGCCCCGAAACCGAAAAGGACAGGCUAUGAGCCAUACCAAGACCCCGGGUAUAUCCCUGAGAUUCAAGCGAAAUCCAGUGUCUGGGGAACAGGAAUUACACAAAAAGUAAAGACAGAACAGCCAAAACCGGCUGCUCCAUCCAAAAAGAUGAUGAGCUUGGAAGAAGUUGAAGCACAGAUGCGCGCGCAAUCACAACGACCGCAGCAUGCAACCGAAGCUACUGCUCCUCCGCCGUCUCAGCAGUUCCCCGCGACCAUCCCGCAAGGAGCACUGUCUAAUCUAAGAUUCCCCGAACAGCCCUUCCCCCAGCCCGACACAUUCCCUCAACUUCAACAAAAAGAUUUUCCUCCAUUAAAUCAACAUCAGCAGUACCCACCGCCGCAAGGUUUUCAGCGCCAGCCUCCACGGCCUUUCCCUGAACAGAAACCAAGGCAGAAUAUGUCAAUCCAAGCCCUACAGCAUCAGAAUCGUAUGCCAAGCAUUCCUCAGAGACACUCUGGGCUACAAAUUCAAGGUCAUUAUCCACACGCCCCGCCAUCGGCAACUACAGGGCCGCAGCUACCUUCAAUCGCCGCAAUGCACCCACAGUUUGCGCAGCUUUCCGAAGAACAUCGCAGGGCACUUUUGGCAGAGGAUGCGAAACGCGCCAAGCGAAAUCAUAAAAUUCACCUUCUCUCGAAAGGAAAUGGCUUGAUGACCCCGCAAGAUAAAAACUUUAUUACCCGGAUACAGCUACAGCAGCUAGUGUCGGCAACAGGAAAUACGGGAGAGACAGAUACCGAUUCCCUACUGUCAGAAGACUUUUAUUAUCAAGUGUAUAGCCAAAUUCGCGGUGCGCCCCGACAGCACCCAAGACAGCCUCUCGGUCAUUUUGCCCAGACCUAUCUUUUCCAAACCGGUAGCCGCUCCGGGGGCCAUAUGGGCCGAAGGCAGUAUCAGAACGCUGACAAUCACAUGCAACGCAUGCAGCAGCAAGUUCAGCGUGCUGUUGAAGCUGCGAAACUGCGCCCCAAAAACAAGCAACUGAUAAUUGAAGGUAGUUUAGGGAAAAUUUCAUUCAGCAAUGCCAAAACCCCAAGGACACUCCUCAAUAUCAAACGCCCCGAUAGUGCGGAUGGUCAUAAGCCAGCCAAUGUCAAGAAAGGAGCUCAAACCGGGCUUAGUCCGAGUGACCGCAAGUCUAUCUUAAAUAACAUCGAAAACGCAUACGAUACAUUGAUGAGAAUGGAGGAUCACGAACGAAAAAUGCCUCCACCACCCGACGCUGAAGAUGCAGAAGCUGUGCAGAAGCAUCUUGAAUGGAGACAGAAGAUGGAUGCUCUCAAUCGAAAGUUAUGGACUGAUAUGAAAGUCCACGAACCUAUAUUCCCCGGUUCUACAACGACCCAUCCUUUUAUUGCGUUCCUGUCUUAUCCUAAGGGCAAAAAGGCGAUCCCUCGAAUAUUCCGCCAUAUAGACCAGGAGCAACGAGUCACGAUUCUCACUAUGAUAAUCGUUCAUUUAGAUUCGCUAGACGUCGUCCAGCGAGCACAGUUACAGCCCGGGGAAACCCAGCCCCCUGGACCUGUCCGCGAGGAGAUUGAUUUGUUUUCGCAAGCUGUUAUGCCGAGUCUAUUGGGUUACGUCACCGAAGCUCCUCUCAAAUUCAUCAUUGGGCUUGUCGGUCUCGUCAUCUUCCGGACGAACGUCCAGGCGGUAUCUAAAACACGGAUAGGCCUCGGCAUCUUGACUAUGCUGUUAAGUCGUGCGGAGUUGGUAAAGGAAGCUGGCGCAGUGGACGAUGAGGAAUGGAAACAAUGGACAGGUCUUUAUAAUCAGCUGUUUGACCGGCUAGAACCGAUUCUCGGUAGCAUUUUCCCAGGAACUAUUAAUAGCGGAGAUGAUAUGUAUGUGUGGCAGUUCCUCGCCGCUGUUGGCAUUGGAGCAAGCCCUGAGCAACAGCAACGGUUGGUUAUUGCGGUCAAGGACCGAGUUAUGGAGACAGUCGCUCAGAGCAAAACACUACCAGCGGACAUGGCCAGUCAACGACUUGGUAAUGUUAACUUGUUCAUGCGCGCUCUUGGACUUGAUGUGGAACUUCUAGGAUGAGACUUUUCCAUCACUUUAUCUCCACUAUGUAUACUGUGAAGUGUUGAAAUGUUGCAAUCUAUUGUUUCCUCAUUGCAUUGGUGAUCUGAUAUAUAAAAUGCAGCCAACAUGACGAUGAUCAAAAUACAUGUUUAUGGAAUUGAAACUAGGGAAUUGAUUUGCUUUGUGUUUCUUAAUAUCUUAUUUUUUUUUUCCCUGCCCUGCAUAGCGUGUUCAAGCGUACCCUGCUUUAUUGUGUUUUCAUUUUCUCACAAAAUGUUGCUAUCAUAUUUUCAGGGGGCAAGGGGAGCAAGUUGGUAUCAUACGAGUCGGAUUUGCAGAUUUUUAUCUAACCUGGGAAGAAGAUAACUACAUACCUUCCAGUGCAAUAAGUGUAAAUUGCAUUGCCUUGGAUAAUCUCAUGUGCACCCUCAACCUGCUCCUUAUUCUCCCUUUAUUAUUAUCCCCCUUUUUAAGUCUUCGCCAACUUCCCAGUUUUCUCGGUUGUGCCCGACGGUUCGGUUCGGAAGCGGAAAAGCAACGUCCCAGUGGCAACUUCAAGUGGAACUUCCAAAGCCAAACUCAAAACACAGCCGGAGCAGCACUUCACAUUCUCGCGAUCGAUUGCACGGCUUCGGCUGUUGGGUUUUAGUUCAAUAGGGCAUUGAGUCUUUGCGUCUUGCAACUUCGCAACACUUACUAGCAGCUGACUUCCUUUCUCCUUCUCUCCCGCUAUGGUAUUUUCAUUUCUGUGCUGAUCGCAAUCACCCAGCAAUUGCGUUACUCUUUCUACCACUUCCAGUAUAUACUUUAUCACAGUUUAACAUCCCUGGUGGCCGGA